Radiomyces spectabilis is the source of this 966-nucleotide messenger RNA. RefSeq lists its product as uncharacterized. The transcript has 2 exons. Bases 109 to 843 code for a protein of 244 amino acids. The record is from RefSeq and is a predicted model, not a curated record. Lineage: Eukaryota; Fungi; Mucoromycota; Mucoromycetes; Mucorales; Radiomycetaceae.
UUUCCUUCUUCACUCUCGUCCACUGUUUUUUUUUCCGGUGUGUGUGCUUCCUCUCUCUCUCUCUCUCUAUUUUAUUUUAUUUUUUAUCAUUGCAUUCUUCAAGUUAAUAUGGUGAACAGCAAGCAACACAGCGUUAUUCCGACGUCUGUAGGCCUAUCGUUGGGAUUUGUCGGCAUUAUAGGGCUUGUGCUGUCCCUUAUCUCGCUGUUGCCUCUUAAUAUCUACAACAUCACUAUCAGUGUGCAAACGCUAAGUGACGUACUGAAAUAUGAGAUGAAUGAAACCCAGGAUUGGCGCCAGUUCUCAGCCGAGGGUAUACAAUAUGCAAGUUUUCUGGCGGGGGCCAUUGUGUCGUCGCUCAUCACGGUCAUUCUUGUAUUUGCGACAUGCUGCUGUCAUCGUCCACGGCCCAGCUGGGAGACCGGGGAAUUGGACAGUUUUCACGGCGACAUGGCGAUCAGUGAGCUGGAAAACAGUUGUGAAAGCGGGCACCGUAGGAAUGGCAGUCUGUGGUUAAGCCGGUUGGGCUGUCUAAUUUUUGUGCUUCAAAUCGGCUGGGCGUCGUUCGGGACCCACGUUUUGUUCAACACAGACAGCCACCGGUUUCCUACGACGAUCUAUCCAUCGACGAUGGUGGUUGUUUGUAUCUUGUGGCUUAAUUAUAUAAUCCUGAUACUGUUUGCUUUUAUCCUGUUUUGUGCGUCCAUAUUUAUUCUGCUUGGUACAACUUCCAACAAGUCAAAGGAAAAUACCGCGAAACCAUCCCUUGGACGAAAUGCCACUCAUUCUCCUGCCGAUCAUCAUGACGAUACGGACGACGAAACCGCUCCGUUACUUGGAUGAGGUUUCCCCAUGUAUAAAAAAUAAUAACGAUUCCCCAUGCAUAUAAUAAUAGUUGCAAUAUGUUUAUAUGUAUCAAAGCAUACUGUUGUGUAUACCUCUUUUUUUUUUUUCUAAAUAUUCCCU